GAAACUAUAAAAAUAAUUUUCACGUUGUACUAAAAUUUUCACAGCUAUAUUAGAAAGAAACAAAUCAUCAGGAUUAAAAGAUAUGUAUUCCGCAGCUUACGCAUAUAAUACAAUUUUAUGUAUUGUUGAAAUAUACCUUACAACCAUGCUGAUUAUUGGUCUCGUCAAAGCCGCCAAAAUACCCAGAAGAGGAAAACGGCAAACUUAUAAAUUUUGGUUGUUGAUAACCAUCUCUAUUGGCGCCUUCGUAUCUGUUUGUGAUUCAGUCUUAUAUUAUUUAUUAUUGGUCGCUGGUGAUUUUCUACCACAUCUAUGUGACGGGAUAAUCAACGCAAAGUGUAUUACUGUAUCUUUGUCAUUAGGCUGUACUUAUACCAUGAUGUGGUUACGACAGAGGACAUUAUACUUGGAUUCUGCAAUUGAAAGGUGGGGCCCGAGGCAUGCCAAAAAAUUCAGCACUGCUGUCGGUAUAAUACUUGUAGUAUUAGUAGUAUUUAAUGCAGCUUUAUUUAUCGCGACUCAAAAACAUGAAGGAGUGGACACGCUUGGCUGCAUUUUGGUUUCUUCUGUAAUUCCAAACUGGGUGGCAUUCAUAAUACUUGGAACCAUUUCUGCAACUAUGGAAUCCAUAUUGCUGUUUUUAUUCAUCUAUCCUUUGUUAAAGUACAUGAAAUCAUCAACUCUGGAGCGACAAAACCUGAACUAUAUUCCCCAAGUUACUUUACGAGCAUUCUUCACCACGUUGGUUUGUGUUUUAUCGGAUGUCGCUGCUUCUGCAUCUUCAAUAAUUCUAAUACAUGAGCACAGAGUUGCAACGGCAUCCAUAGGAUUACAGAUAAGUAUCCUAAUCAAUGUUAUUUCUUGCAUUGCAUCAUUUAAAAAAUGGAAAAUACUGAUUUUGCGGUUUAACAACGUUUCACCUACUGACGAGAAUAUGGAGACGACAGAGCGGAACGGCAAUUGAGGCUAAUAUUAUA
Styela clava is the source of this 977-nucleotide messenger RNA. The record is from RefSeq and is a predicted model, not a curated record. NCBI's taxonomy places the organism in Eukaryota, Metazoa, Chordata, Ascidiacea, Stolidobranchia, Styelidae.